This is a messenger RNA of Prunus armeniaca (apricot), 930 nucleotides long. The record is from the annotation of a GenBank genome assembly. Lineage: Eukaryota; Viridiplantae; Streptophyta; Magnoliopsida; Rosales; Rosaceae.
AUGCAGGUUCUCGUUCCCCGAAGAAGCUACGACCCUGAAUAUAGUGUAUUUGUGAAGGUAGAGAACAGAAGUUUCCCGGAUCAUGAGUCGCUUUCGAUUCCUCACUGUCAGGUUUCAAUUGCAUGGAAGUUCAUUAGAAGCCACCGUUCUUCUUUAGAUACCGGCACCGACACAAGGCCGAUUAUAGACGUCAAUACAUGGCAUGAAUCUAAUGAGAAGUACCCAUUCGAGUUAUUCACAUCCAAUAAUACCUGCAAUAUUAUAUCAAACAUGCUAUCUCGCAUAGACAUCCCAUUCCCACUAGAUAGGCUACGCUGGAGAAAACGUUACAUUGGAAACACAGAGCCAUUAGAGGACGUUGAAGCUAUGACAAGGAAAAUAGUGCUUGUUGUUAAAGCCAUGGCUAGCCAAGCAGCUUCUCACUCUGGACUUGGGAGGCUGGAUAUACUUGUCACCGUGGAGAAGGAGAUUAUAUUACCACAAACACAAUAUCAAUUAAUGCAACUGGAGGUUCGGGUCGAGGAUUUGAGGCAAGGUUUGGCCUCAUUAGGACAGGGUUAUGUUGAUGAUUUUCGGCGUUUGCAGGGUCUUCAAGAUUUGGAGCUGAGGCUAUUGACAGAAAGGAAUCAACUACUUCGUAGGGCAGCAGCAGCCCUACUAACAGAGGAGGCUGCUGUAAGAGAGUCGUUGGAUGAAGCUGCAGUACUGUUGAGACCAAAACCUGCAAGCAAAGCAUCAGUUGAGGCCUUGGAGAAGUUGGUGUUUCAGGGAGGAGGAGGUGAGUGUGUGGUUUGCUUGGAGAAGAUGGUGAGUGGGGAUCAAGUCACGCGUUUGCCAUGCUCUCAUGUGUUUCAUGGAGAUUGCGUUGUUGAAUGGCUAAAACUAGGGCAUACCUGUCCUGUUUGCAGGUUCAAGUUGCCAACAGACUGA